Xyrichtys novacula (pearly razorfish) is the source of this 24909-nucleotide messenger RNA. Lineage: Eukaryota; Metazoa; Chordata; Actinopteri; Labriformes; Labridae. The record is from the annotation of a GenBank genome assembly.
GACAGUCGGGUUAACUGGGUUAGAGUAGUUACCCGACCACUUUCGCUUUGGAGCUAAGUUAUCGAUCGGCCUAUAUUCACCGCUGAGCACUCCGGGAGUGCAGAUUAUUUAUGAAUCCAACUCGAAGAGCACUCUGUGAACAUGCUGAAAUUCUCUGGAGCGACACUUUGCCUUUGUUUGUUGACUGUGUUGGACUCACUUGUGUUGUUUGGGACUUGUUCACCGGCUGUCGUGAAGGGUUCUGGUGAGUGUUAUCUGAAACUCAGACUGCUCUUUGCUUUUAUUUCUGCGUCACUUCACCUUUUACAACCAUGCCAGUGCGUUUGUGUGGUCCACUUUCGAUUCAGCCCAAGAGUAAAUUGUCCACUUUAGCGCGGCAUGGCGAGGACAAAAGCUGCAAACAUGCGAGAUUUAUAACAAAUGAGGCAGAUUUAAAGACACCUAUGAGUUAUAUAAUUUGUAUUUAGUCAGUAUGUUUUAAUUUUUCCCAUCCCCCAGUGAGUGUAUGCCACCCCAUAUUCCUACAAGUCAAACAAACUGCAAACUCAUCCCUCCCUGCUGGUCGCUCCUCUCAGUCGUGAAUCGUGUCUCUCCAGUCCUCUGGUGUCAUUUUCACUCACUUUGAUGCAGGUUUCUUUCUGCAAAUGCGCAUUUGUGACAUUCAACACAACUUUGGAUGACUGCAGUACCUUAAAAUGAGGCUGUAAGCGGACACUGGUUUUCAUUUUUCCAAAGUCUGUCUGUGUACCAGCACUUUUCUUUGCUUUAUGUAUUAAAUUCUGGCAGAAACAUACUUGGUUUUCAUACUAAAAUACGAGAAAAUAGCCUCUCAAACUGGGUGGCACCCUUUGUACUCCAUUUUGCUCUCAAUUUUAAAAUAUGUUAGCUAUGAAGUGAUCAGUAACUUUCAUGAAAAUUUAUGUAAAUGUGAGGUUAAAGAUCAGCUAAUUGAAUUGGCAAAUGUACUACAGACAUCUGUUGUUAGAGAUUUAACCUGCUUUUAUUGCAGCCAAAAAUACUGUCUGGGGGUAUUUCUCCUGUUUCAAGCAUAUUUGGGGUUUUCCCCAGGUUUAAUCAAGUCAAGUCAGGGUUUAUUUAUAAAGCACCCUUAAAAGACAGCAGUCAAACAAAGUGCUAUACAUGGGAUGAAUAAAAGAAGUAAAUAAAUAGAUAGAUAACAACAAAAACAAGAUUAAAAACAAUAGAAUAAAAUACAGACAGUAAAAGAGUAAAAGCUACAAUGACUCUGAUUCCUGUGUGAUUAUUGCAGAACUACUCCUGUUUCUACUACAUUAUUUAAAGACUAUUGAAAUACUUGAAUUGACAAAGUACAGUACAAUUGUAUUUUUAUGUUGUCUUUUCUGAGAGUUUUGUUUUAAAUGGGACAGUGUAUGGAACUGUGUAUGUGUGCUGUCUUUGUGCAUGUUUUUAACUUACUGCAAAUGAAUUUCCUCACAGGGAAAAUAGAUUCAACCUAAUAAUCAUAAUAAUAAUAGAUUUUAUAUGUAACGCACUUUACAUUUGAAAACAAAUCUCAAAGUGCACAAAAACAACAAUAACAGUACAAAAAAAGGCAACAAUAACAAUAAAAUCAAGCAACAGAACAAAACAAUAAAAACAGUCAGCAGAUAAAAUCAGUCCGGAUUGGCUUUCAGAAAAAGGAAGGUACCUACCUACCGACCUACCUUCAGAUAUGUUUAUUAUCUCUACAGUAAUCUCCUGCCAGUGUUUAAGAAUCAAAAACAUGCACAGGAAUUUCAAAAUGAUCUGUUUUGUUAACAUUGUUUUGGUCUUCAUGUGUCUGUUUUUCCACCCAAAAUACAGAAGUUACAACUACAACAAUUUAGUGACAGGUUAUUGGGAUUAUUUGAUAAGUUUAAUUUGUGAUUUUUUUUCCAGUAAGUGCCUACAUUUCAUGAACUCCUCCAUUAUUGUCUCAGACAGGAAACAGAUGGUAGAAACGUUCGCAAAUGUUGUGAUAAAAGGCUGUCAGCAGCUGCCAAAGUGAAAGCAGUCAGUUGUUGUAAUGUGUCGUUUUUUUAUCCCCUCACAACAGAUGAGGAUGCUUUCACCAUCCAGCAUACGAGCACAGAGAAGUGCCUUGGUACGGGGUCUUCCACAGACUUGACUCUCGCCUCCUGUGACCCGAACAGCCGGCCCCAGCUGUGGAAAUGGGGCUCAGGCCAUCGGCUCUUCCAUGUGGCCACGUCGCUCUGCUUGGCGUUGAACGUUACCUCAAAGACACUGUCCCUUGUGGACUGUGGCACGGAAAUCCUGCAGAUUUGGCGCUGCAUGGAUGGGGCUGUUUACACUGCUUAUCAGAUGAUUUUGUCGGUCAGCGAUGGCAAAGUCGCCGCCAAACGAGACACUAAUGAUACUUGGGUGAGAGGAGGAUCCCUGGAAAACAUCUGCCAGAGACCAUACCGUGGUGAGUGUGGUUUCACUGUGUUUCAUCUCAGAGAGAAAACGCUUACAUGCUGUAGAUCUGAGCUCUGUGAGAAGUGCUUCGAGCUCCUAUUAUGGAGCUCUCAUGACUCCAUAAUGCAGUCAGGAAAUUAGAGGAGUGAUAAAUUUGAUUUGGGCUGAAUAGAACCUUCAAUUCAGUUAGAGAGUCCAACGCCUGGACGUGUUUUUUUUCCUACUUUGUGAGAAAUUACACUCUUGUUGUUAAUAAGGUGUUACCUUCUCUAGCUUUUGUGUCACAUGACCAAACGGGUUUAGGUACAUUUUAAAACAAGUCUGAUGGAGUUAUCCUCAUUCCAGUGUUUUGUUGUUCACUUGUUACAGGAAACAACGUUUGUUCUCGUCUUUUAAGUGAUCAAAAGUUCCUCUGUAAUCAAAAUCAUCUCUGACUCAGCCUCACAUGCAGACCUGUGAAGUAUGUUUUUGUGGCAAAUUCAAAAGCUGGUUUUCACUUUUGUUUCAUGCUCAUUGCUCACAGUGUGACUGAGCUGACUCAGAUAAAUCUCCUUAAAUGUGUAAAUAGUUUCAAGUAAAGCCCAUAAAAGUAGCUGGAAAAGAUGUUCAAAAGAAGAAGCAUUACGACACAAGCACUGGGUCACAGUUUGGAAUGUCCUAACUCUCUAGUUUAAAGGUGAAGUAAGAAAAUUUCCCAAACAACAAAACUGAGCACAAUCUGUUUAACUCGGCUAAACAGAGGAUUAAAGAGUCUGCAAGAAAAGGACGUCAAACAUGUUUCCCUAAUGUUGCUAACACCUCCAGCCAGCAGGUCAGCAUCCACGUAUCGGUGCUUGUUACGGAUUAGUUGUGGUUUGUUGUUGUGGUCAAGGUCACAGGGGUGAAAGUUUAAAACCAACAAAAUAUCUAAAUUUAUUUUCACAAGACAAAACAAGAGAAGAUGGAGGCUGAUGUGAAGGUGCAACAGGCUGCUUUUCUCAGCUUCUUUGAGUCCAGUAUUUGCACCUGUCUUAACCCUGAACUGAAGCAGCUGACUGCAUCCAUUAAGACGCACUAAUUUAGUGUGUGAUGCAGAAACCUUUCACACACGCUGCACUUAACUCUGCCCCCCUGUCUUUGUGGGUUUAUGGUCCACAGUAAGCAAGUUUCCUAACAAAGAUUUUCCCUCCUACCUCGCCCGUUUCAGCGACAGCAUGUGUUUGGCUUUGACUGUGUGUCUUUAAUAGAAGAAGUUUAGAGAAACCAAUUAGCUCUUUAUCUAGUAACUGCUUUAACAUGACACCCCCAAAAAAAAACCAAACUCUCUUUUCUCUUCCUUUGUCUGAUGCAGUUGUUCACACCACCAACGGGAACUCUAAUGGCGCUCCCUGUGAAUUCCCCUUCAAGUACAACGGCAGCUGGUAUCAUGGGUGCCUCCCAGAUACGGAUCUUCCCGAGAUGUCCUGGUGUGCCAUCACGUCGGACUAUGACAGUGACAGAAAGAAGGGACACUGUCUCACUCCUGGCAUGUCUCAAACUUUACUUUUUACUGUCUCAGAUUUUGACACAUUUAUAAGAUGAUGACUAAUUUUCCUUUUGUUGUAAAUCUUCAUGUGCUAAUACAACUUUAUGAUACAUAUAGAUCACUUGUUUACACUUUCACUGACCUCUGCCCUCUGGCUUUGCAGAGGAGGGUUGCCAGACCCUGUUCGCCGGUCCGGAAGGGGACUCCUGCUAUGAGUUUGUUUCCGUAGCCGCAGUGACCUGGCACGAAGCUUUGGAUUCAUGUCGGAGUCAGGGAGCCGAUUUGCUGAGUGUGUCUGAGCCCGAAGAUCUCUCCUCCCAAACCUGUAAGACUGGUUUACUGUUUGUUUUUUCAUAAUCUACUUUUAUAUCAAGCAUUAAGGCUGAAAACAAAAAACUGAUUUAUUAAUCAUCAGCUUUAUAACAGGUUUAAUGUCAGCUACUUUACAACACAAAAAAAAAUGAACAAAUAAUUCAUCACAAUAUCAAAUCAGCUGGACUCUUCGUGUCAAGGCCCAGGAACCCUAUUAACGUCAGUUUGAGAUCCUUUAUUUUGAAGGUCGCCCCCAACAUAACAUUUAAAGAUACAGAGCAGGUCAUUUUUACUCUUUGUCUGAUACUUUCAUUUUGUAGUUUUACUUCCACAGAAUUAUUUUUUCUAGUCAUAAUUCUUGGCAAUUUCUGUUUUGAUGGAAAACUUGAAGUGAAACUCUAAUAACUAAAAGCACCUUUAGGUCUCUGGCAGCAUGACCUCAUUUCCAUUUAACUCUCUCUCUCUCUUAGAACAACUAUCCCAUUGCUUGCUCUGUAAACCAAUUGUAGCCUUCAGUACAAACAGAUCAUGGGAUUGGAUGAAAAAAAACCACACAUUUAUUAAAUACUGUGUUUGUUGUAGAUGCCAAGAUAGAUCCUCUUUUGGAUCUUCUCUUGAUCAGUUUUACAUUUUAGAUCCUGGUCAACACAUAUUUAAGUGAUUCUCAACAAAAACACUGGCUGUUUUGUUGUAACUUUUUCAUCCUUUAGCCUUUUAUGUUCAGAAAAUAGGACACUAGUUGUAUCUUAAGUGUUUCAUAUGCUAGAGUCACCGCUGCCUGCAUCGCUUUUGCAACAGCACCCAUAUAAACCAAAGUGCAAGCCGCUGAACUCUCCUCUAAAAGCAGAAUGACUCUCCUUUAUCAGCAGCUUUUAUCACAGAUAAAGUGAACUUUUUAUGAUUGAUGAUUGUGAUGUUAACUUCCUGUUGGUUUGUGAUGUACUAUAUGUGUUACCUUUUGUUGCUGUGAUGUUGCACUGUGCAGUUCUGGCCGGCUUUGAAAAAAUGCCUGAGAAGAUGUGGAUCGGCCUUCAUCAGUUAGACUCGUCUCAGGGCUGGCAGUGGUCCGAUGGCUCCCCUCUCUCUGUUCUGCGCUGGGAAACAGGUGAUGAUGUGAUUGUGUUUCUCCUGUUUUUCACUUUUUUCUUUCCUUUGAGUUACUUUCAACUCUUUGCCCUGUUUUUUUAUGAUAACUUUCAUAAUGAUAACUUUAUUUUUAUAGCACUUUUAAAAACAGAAGUUUACAAAGUGCUUUGACAUAUAGUCAUAAAUAAAAACAAAACCUCAGUUAAAACGUAACUGAAGCCAUUUUCAUGUCAUAAAGAAUCCAGACAAUACAGGAACCAUGCAAUGUAAAAUGAGACCAUGAGGAGCAAAAUAAAAACAUAAAAUAGUUAAGAGAAAGAAAAUGCAAUUACAAGCGGAAAACAGGUUAGCAAAAAUAAAAGACAAUAUCAAUAAUGAUAAUAAAAUAAUGAGUAAUACUGAUAAUAAUAGAAAUGAUAAAAUAGAGCAACAGAAAUGAGCAAGAGGAAAAAAACAAAAGGCCUAAAAGGUUAAUUAGGAAAAGAGUACAAGUAUAACAAAAGCUAAAAAGACGGUAAAGCAAAAAUAAGGUAGUGGUAAAAGAGACAGGAGUUGACAGAUAAAAGAUAAAAGUUUUAAUAGUAAAAACAAAAAGCAGACAAAUUUGCAAAUAGGAGCGUUGUUUCAACCCCAGAGUUUCUGUUUCAGUUUGAGGCAGUGAUACUUUGUACAUUGCACCACAUAUAAAAAAAUUUGCUGCCUAGUUUGCAGGAAACGAUUCUGCAAGAACCACAAUAACUCUACAUCAGUUUCUUGAAACACCUGCUGCUGUGAGAACUCCAAAGCUGCUAUCGGUGCUACCCUCCAAAUAAACUACUAAACUGAAACUUUGUGACAGUCAGAGGCUAACAAUGAGGCCAGUGUUAAGAGAAGCUGAUUGUGCCUUGUUUUUUGGACACAGUGUGGCAUGGGGAUUGUUAGUGUUGCUGAAUAACCCAUUAAUAGCUCUGAAUGGAUGCUUUAUAAAACCUUGCAGCGGUUGUGUUAUGCUGACUGUGUGUUUACUGUUGUUCUGACACUGUAGUUUGAAUGUCAGCAGCUAUCUGGACUGGUAUGAGCUUCUUGUGGUUGCUAUAAUUAACGACCUGUCAGUUUUUUCUUCUUGCAGCUCUGUGUUGAACCGUUGAAGACGUGCUCCUCUGCUCUGCUUUUGUAGUCAGCAUGUAACUGGAUUUGUAUUUAAUGUUUGUUUUUCAGAAAUACCAAUUUCUGGUGGGAUUUCUGAGUCAGACUGUGGAGUCCUGAACUCAAAGCAGCGUUAUGAGUCUGAGUCAUGCAGCAAACGAUUGCCGUACAUCUGCAAGAAGACUGUCAAUGCUUCCCAUACAGAAACAACAGGUAGAUCAGCUGAAAUAAAUCCACCCUCCUUUUUCUUUGUUGCUCCGAUUCUCAAGCUCUUUCCAGGUUCUGUGCGUAAAUUGAUCCAACCUUCUCCUUGUCUUCUCCUUCUUCCUCUUCAGACUCUCUUGUUUAUAAAGAAACUGUUUGUCAGGACGGCUGGGUCCCAUGGAACGGCUGGUGCUACAGGUUGGUGAAGGACAAACCUUUAAACUUCACCGACGCCCAGAUGCACUGUAACCUCACCGAGGGAGGGGGUGGAGGCUCUUUGGCCAGCUUUCACUCCAUCGACAGCAAAGAGAUGAUCAGCACCAGUUUCCACGCUGGUAAAGCAAACCUUUUGAAAUGGUUUCUCUCCGUCAAAGCCUGGGCUGUUUGACUCCAGCUGAUGUUUUUAACUUGUGUUUUUAUUAUCCAACAGACGGUCUGUUAUUGGAUGUGUGGAUCGGUUUGAUUGGAUCGCCUGUAAACACCACCGUCUUCAAAUGGAUCGACGAGGCACCUGUAACGUUCACUUACUGGGACAAAAACCAACCAGUUCAGCUCGCUGUGGAUACCAGCUGUGUCUUCUACUCAGGGGAGGUGUGUGUGUGUGUGUUUUUCUGUCUUCUUUUACAUUGUUUCCAGCCUUUUUUUGUGUGUUCUUCCAAAGCUCUCGAUGUGUCCUUUUACAACCUGCUACAUCUGUCCUCCUCAGCUUCAUAGAUGGCGGGUCGGGAACUGCACCAUGAAGCAACCUUUUAUGUGUCAGAAGAAAGGACAGGUCAAGGAAUCUGUGGCACUAGCUGGAUGUAGCUUUAAGGAUGUGAGUAUUGUCCAGUUGAAGUGAAUUGAAGUAAAACUGUUGUUAGACGUCAUAUUUAGCAUUUGAUAAAAGGACUAAACCAGCACUAAGCACUAAACCUGCUGGUCUCUAGUUACUGUCCACUGAUAGAAAAACGCUGUCACUUUUCUUUAUGAGCAAUAAGUUUGUAGAUUUUUGUCUCCAUCAUGUAGUUUGCUCUUUUUAACUUCCUGAGUGCAAAAAAAAAUAACCCAGUGUGAAAAAAUGAGCGACAGAUUACUCUAAUACAAUAAAGAUCAUUGGUUGAUUUUUUUAUCAUAAAUGAAUGGAUGAAUAUUCUUUUAUUGAGUCUCUGAUCAAGCUUCUUUACAAGUCUGUUCUUAAGUGUUUCAUAUUUGUGUGAAUAAAUAAAAGCUGAAAUCAAUCAAUAUUUAUGAUUGGUGUUAAUAUUGCAGGGUUGGAGAAGACACGGAAAUUCCUGUUACCAGCUGAACACCCAGAAAGUGCUCUUCAAAGAUCGCUGCAACAUCACAAUAAGAAACGGGUGAGAAAAAUACAGACGAGACAGACCUCUAUUCUGGAUUAUGUUAUCUUCCUGUGUUUCACUCACAUUUGGCUGUUGUUUCAGGUUCGAACAGGCCUUCAUCAACCGUUUACUCACCGAGCAAAUCAACAAAGAGCCUCAGUACUUUUGGAUCGGGCUGCAGGACAUUAAGAACACCGGGGAGUAUCAGUGGCAGAGCCAGGAUGGAUCCUCUGGUGUGGUCACUUACACCAACUGGGGCUGGUUUGAACCAGGUUAGUACAAAAUUCACCACCUACAAUGGACCGGUCCAACACCGGAGGACUAAGGCCGUGUUUCAAGAUUUCAGAACUAUUAUUUGCUGCAUUUAAAUCAAAGCCCCCCCAUGUAAGAUACGUAAGAUUCUUGUUGUUUAAAAGUUUCCAUUUACUCAUUUACUUCACUGUUUUGGGUGCAGGACUUAAACAGUAUGUCAAGACUGAGUAAGUUUUGAAUUAUAUCGAUUUUUUUAACAAAGGAGACUGAUUCUGUGGUCAUUUUGGAUUUUGCAGCAUACAAAUACUUUUAUUUUUUUUUAUACUUUUAUACUUACUUUUUUACCAGUAUUUCAAAGUUAGUUUGAAUCCCAAAAAUGUCACAACUUUUGAAAUUAUUAUUAUAGUAAAAAAAAACAAAGUUGUCAGUCUGUCAAGUUAAGAGUCUUCCUUGCUGAAUAUAGAAAAGUAAUGGCUGAUGAAAAUUUUGGUCAAGACUGUAUGCACAUUUUCAGACACAAGUUAAAUAGAAUUGUGUUGUACCUUUAUGUGAAGGUUAGUGCACAAAAACAUGAUUAAAAAGAACUGAAAUGAGCUAUCAUAUGUUUCACCCCUGUAAAGAGAUUAUUUUUCAGCCCUUAGUCUGACCUUCUCUUGAUUUUGUCCUUACCAGAUUGUAAUCAGCUAAAAAUGACUCUACAUAAUCUCAAAGUUGUUUUGUUUUGUAUUAUAACAAUAAAAGUGUCAGUUAUCUUGCACAAUUAAUCAAACUUCCUCUUCCUUUGAAUUUCAGAACGAGACGGAGGAUGUGCGGUCAUUUCCACUGCAAAACCUCUGGGCAAGUGGCAGGCCAAAAACUGCACCUAUUUUAAGGCAGGCACCGUUUGUAGAACUGACCUCAGUCCAGUCCAACCUCCAGGGCCAGAGCCCAACCUCAACGUGAGCUGCCCUGAUGGAUGGGCGUCUAAGCCGAACAUCAGAUACUGCUACAAGGUGUGUGUUUGAAAAACUGCCAUGUGGAUUACUCUGUUACUUGAAUCGGAGUCUGCUUCAGUUCUGGGCUUCAAAGUCUGUUUACUGAUCAUAGGAACUACUGAUGUGUGUAAAAAUAAUACAUAAUAAUACAUUUUAUUUAUAAGCGCCUUUCUGGACACUCAAGGUCACUUUACAAAGUAAGAACAGCAGCAUAAAACAACAAGACGGAAGUGUGAAGCAUUUUGCUGCUCCAGAAGGGGCUGAGUGAAAUGUGAUAAGCUGUGAUACUCGAGUCAAAGCGAGCCGAGUGUGAGGACCAAUCAAAGUGAAAGUGAGACAGUCUGUGCAUAAGAGGAGAGCUUACCAGAGUACUGCAGCACAACUUUAAUGUCUGCUCAAUGCUUGAUAUUACAUGAGCUGAUUGUGGCAAAGCACAUAAUCUAAAAGGUUACUUUCUAAUUUUGAUCGGAGUGGCCUUUCAGUCGUCAAACAAAGAGCUCACUAUGAUUUAAAUAAAAUAUGAUGAGUUAUCUAGACCAGAAUACGGGGAAAAAAUGUCAGACAAGAGCUUAAUGUUUGGCGGAAACGUGCUAAUUAAGACCUCUCACUUCCUCAUCUUUGGUGUGAAAAAGAAAAGACGACUAACUCCUGUUUGUUCCAUGGAGCUGUUUUUUUUUUGCACAGCUCUAUUCUUGUGCUCUGUAUGGCAGUUUUAGACAUAAUAUUUCAGGUGCAGCCCUGAUAGUGUUAAAGGGAAUGAAACAGUGAAAUAUAGAAACGUAAUUCAAAGCUUUAAUGUGUGGUUUCAUAUCUGACGUUUCUGGUGUUAGCCUCAUGUAAUUUCUUUGAAAUUAUGAUGACAAGGAAGUGCAAUCAAUAGUUCUCAUUAGGGGUGCACCGAUCACAGUUUUCUGUCCGAUCACCGAUCUUUAAAAAGCUUGACCUGCCGAUACCGAUUUUGGCCGAUACCUUUUUUUUUUUUAUAUAACUGACAACAAACACCUUCGAUGCUCCGAUCUUAUUUUAAUGAAAAACCUUGAACAACACUUGUGAAACAAUACAAACUUUUUGUGUUUGUUUAACGUCACAUGAGGUAGUUCUCUCAAAUAUAAAUAAAAAGUUUAUAAUAUUGCUGUCCAAACUACUAGAUUAUAUCAGUUCCUUUAGUCUUUUAUUUACCACAUUUUAAAAAAUUAUAAAUACUUACGCAACAGGUCACACUGCAGGCCUGUUUUAAACCUCUUACUAAACUAAAAUGCACAGCAGUAUUUUGCUUUUAUAAAUAUAGAAAAUCACAAGGUUUGAGGAAGUAGUAAAAUAAUAAUCUACAGGACAAACUAAGAACAAAACUUAAACUACCAAUAAACUGUCCUGAGUUUUAGGUUUUCUUGUAGGGGGUUCACCUUGCUUGGUUGAUCAUGCUCCAGAUGACACAGGCGUGCGUGAACACGUGACUUGGUAGGUGGGUCUGUCAUGCAGGCGAAGCAAAAAGCUACAAUGGCUGACUUUCAGACCUUUGCUGAGGUAGAUAAGAUCAGUGGAUAAAAUCAGUUUCAUAUGUUUCAUCUGUAAGGAUUAGCCGAUCACCAACCCGCAUUCUGAAAAGUAAAGUUAACCUUGUGAAGUUACCUCAAAAACCAUGAUUUAUGUUUUAAAAUUUCCUCAAAACCGAAAGAGAUGAAGCAGAGGAGUCAUAUUUGGAAGAAUUCAUUCAUUUUAGGUCUUGUUGCUAGAUUGAAUGAUUCAUUUUGCUUUUUAGGUCAUUUGUUUUUCAGUUUGAUGCCUGACAUUACAAAGUUUUGUAGGAUUUAAAGCUGCUGUGUAUUUUCCCCCAUGGCUCUCAUUCAGCUGGCUUACAUAUUACACCGGUUACUGGACUUCCCAAACUUUAUUACUACAGUUUUAGUAGCGGCUGUUCUGAGUUGAUGUUUUACCUCCUCAGGUGUUUCAUGAGGAGAGGCUGAGCAGGAAGCGCUCCUGGAAGGAGGCUGAGAGUUUCUGUCAGGCUCUGGGGGGAAACCUGCCCAGCUUCAACAGCUUCGCAGAGAUGAGGACCCUGCACAGCAUCAUGAGAGAAACCAUCAGGUACUGUCGACGCUCUUGUGCGCUCAGAAUUGCACAUGCGUAAUUAUCCUUACUCUAGUUGUUUAUUUUGUUCGAGCCUAAGCUGCAGCUCUUGCAACACUCUAAGUGACUGCAUGCAGAGGAAUGUGUGUGUGUGUGUUUUUGUGUGUGUAUAAUCGUUCUUAUUGGACUAACAUUUAGAGUGCAACAAGCGAGAAUAAUGCCAAGUGUUUUAGUUCUGUCUCCAUUAGUGAUGACCUUAGAGUUCAACUUUCCUAGAGUUCAUUUCAUAAUCACAGUUUGGUUGGAUGUAAAGUCCAACAAUAUGUAAAGUCUGAAGUCUUGGUAAAUCAGGCCCUAAAUCAGGGCUUGACACAAACUUUUUUCAGAGGGAGCGCAUGUGCUUCUAAGUUGAAAAAGUAAGGAGCACACAAAGAACUUCAGGGGCACAAUGAAAGUUGAUUAAAUAAUGUUUGUCUUCUUGGUCGACAAGUUCUAUUACUUUAAAUCAAUUUUAGGUCAGUUGGUCACAUGACAUGGAAGCUUUUGAAGAAAAUGUUCAAAAUUUGCCUUUAAAUUUAACACAUGGACAAAUUAGGGAAAUAAAGAGGUGUCUCACUGUCUGACUUAGGUCAAUUGGUCACAUGACAUGGAAGCAAUAGAAGGAAACCAGCCUUUUUUGAGUACAUCAACCGGUAAUUUAUUGAUGGUCCCUUAUUCAACACCCGGCGUUGACAUCGAGGAUGCUGAGUAGAUUUAAACACGCUGCUGUUGCUAUGCCCGGUUAUGGAGAGUGAGAAGACACCCGUAGAUCCGUAUUAAAUGUCCGUCAGAUAUCCAACCUAAACCAAACUUCACUGUGGUAUUUACAUGAAAAAACAUUUGUUGCCUCGGCUGAUUUUUUUUAUGUGCACAUGUGCCUCGAAAUACACUUUGCAAUUCGCACACAUCUAUUUUUAGUCGCAAAUGCGAGUGAAGCGGUUGAACUGUCAAGCCCUGCCUAAAUGUACUGACCAAAAGUAGUGAGGAAAAAUGUGUUUUUGACAUACGUCUACCUUCAUACAGUUAUAUAAACUAUAACAAUCACAAUUUCACUUAUGUUGGGAUCCUUUGCUGGAAAACAUCAUGGUGACUUUUUCCUGUGUGUUUGCUUCAGUGACAAUCGUUACUUCUGGGUCGGCCUGAACAGGAGAAACCCGGCUGAUCGCUCCUGGCAGUGGAGCAACGGUCAGCCUGUAAGUUCUUAAAAAACCUUUAUUUUUCUCCAAACUCAUCUGUGGAUUCAUGCAGAUUAAUUUAACUAUGGCAUAACGACUGGAGUUGAAUCCUGAUAAUGUGAUUUCUCAGGUGUCUAUGGAUGUGCUGCACCAAGACUUCCAUGAGGAUGACGCCUACAGUCGUGACUGUGCUGCAUUCAAGGUAUUCUGGGUGGAUAAAUCCUACUAAAGGAAAAAUAGUUGACUUUCUUAUUUUGCUUUCGCACUUCAAAGGAUAAUCACUCCCUUUUCUCCAAUCUCAUAUUAAGCAUAUUUUCAGGAUUUGUUUUUUCCUCUCAUUUUUACUGUUUGAUCUGUUGGGUGAAGGCCAUUUACUCAGCUGCUGGUGGGAGUGAGCAGAACGGUUUCUGCUGAAAUCUGCCCCCCCUUAGGGUUGAUGGUGAUAAUCCUGUAACCAGACAGCCAGGCAGAGCACUGGUUCUCAUCACACAGAGAGAAAAAAAGAGUGCCAGAUGAUUCCCUUUUGCUGUUUUCUUCCAUCAAGAAGUUUUGGUCUCUAACCUCUGCUCCCAUUUAGCUUAUCCUUGUUUGUGAUGGUGUUGUCAGAAAGGCUUCUUUAAUUAUCUGUCAACAAUACUACAUCGUCACAUUACGACUGUGCUUCUUUAAGGAUAACAUUUGUAAAAACAAUCUUGUGUCCUUUCAGACAGCAAAGGGCACACUGAAGCACCUGUUUGUGUUUCUGCUCCACGACUUGCCCCCCACGCCUUUCUUCGCCACACCGUUUCACUGUGACGCCAGGCUGGAGUGGGUCUGUCAAAUACCCCGUGGUAAGAUAACAAGUGCGACUGUGUAUGAGGUUUUAUUUCUGUUUGUUUGGCCAGUGUUAUUAGACACAGCAGUUUGAUUUAAAACCAUGAAUAGCUCUGGAAAAACACUCCAAGCCUUUGUUUGUUUGGUUAUUAUUUUAAUACUUUUACUUCUUCUUCUGAUUCAUUUUUGUUGAUGCUUCAACAGGAGUAAAGCCGAAGAACCCAGAGUGGUACAAUCCUGGUAAUGACCGCAUCUUCCCAAAAUUUGCAUUUGAAGUCUGGUCAUCUUUUGAGUUUAUUUUUGAAACCUCACAGAGGUUCACAUGUCCUGAUUUUGAAGCUGUUUUGUUGUGUAUUUCAGGCGGACACCAUGAGUCAUCUAUCUUUGUUGAUGGGGCAGAGUUCUGGUUUGUAAAGGAGCCUAAGCUAACAUUUGAGGAAGCCCAGCUCUACUGCAGCUCAAAUGGAAGCAAACUUGCUGCACCAACGACCUCAACGGCUGCCAGUCGGAUCCAUGAGCACAUCGUAAAUGUAAGUGAUGAGGAACGGUAAAUGUCCUGGUAAUUAAUGGCUUUAAAGAACGCCAUAAGACCAGGUAAACGGACCCUUUAAUGAGCCACACCUCUCUUUGUUUCUGUUGAUUCACCUGGUAGGCUCUAGGCGCUAAGAUGGCACCACAGUGAGAACAGUAGAAAGUUACUAACUUGACUCCACUGAGUCUUCUGAAAGAAAUAAGUUCUUGAUUUCAGCCAAGGGGAAAAAAUCAGUGGCUCUGUUUAUCAAAAUUAGAGUGACCACAUUCUGACUUCCUAAAAAGAGGACAUGACUGUGCGGGGGCGGAGUCACAGAGUCGCACAAAGUUAAUUUUGAGAGUUUUUCGGGUCGGAUCGAGUUUCUUUUACGCGCUUCUAACUCAGUAAGUCCACGUGACACGAAAUCGAAACUUACAGACAAAACCGUGGACAUUUGAAGGAUCUUAUAAACUUCCCCAGACAAAGCCGGACAGCGCCCAAAAAAGAGGACAUGUCCAGGUAAAAGAGAACGUAUGGUCACCUUUAUCAGCAUGGACUGAGAGUUUCACCAGCUGAAAAUGACCGUCAUCAUGGGUCAGUUUGAGUUCUUCUUGUAAAACUAUAUUUGGUCAGUCUUGUUUCUAGGUAAGGUCAGACAAUGGUCGAUUUAUUCAGGCUAGAGUAACACGCAGUGCCUGUGCAGUUUGAGACUGACGGAUAGAGAUGAACCUUAUUUGCCUUUUAAAGUUUAUAAUGCUGACAUUUGUCCUCUGUGGGUAUCUGUAGUUGUUGUACAGGACAUGAUGACCUUAAAAUUCCUUCCUUCACUUGGUGCUUCAGGAAAGUGGACGGUUUUUCAUGAGAAUGCAGCUGGAAGCUAUAAAAAUAAAGCAGAACCAGCUCUGCCUUUAAGGGUAACCACACAAGAAAAAUAAAAACAUUAGUGUGAACACAAGAUCAGUGGUCCAAAUGAGAGCCACUUUGCAAUGCAGGCCUCCUGGGAGUCCUUAAACCCUGUGGAGAGCGGUCUAAAAGUCACAGAAGAACCCUUUGAACACUUCAGAGGCGUACAUCAAGUACAGUCGAGCUUUUAUAAGAAAGAAAGUAUCAUCUGAAUGAAAUCUAUGCAUAUCUAUGGUACUUCUCAGGGAACUACUCCACAUUUGAAAUGUGCUAAUCUUUAUAUCUUUGCUGUUACACAACCCUCUUUACUGUGAAAACACUUGAUAAAACUUUGCUCAAAACAAGCUCAGGUUGAUUAUUUUCUUGUGUUUUGUUUCUUUUGUCUUUUUUAUUGAACAGAGAUCCAGUUCUUACAAACAUAGCUGGUGGGUGGAUCUAAGAGAGCCUGGAAGGAUAUACCCCAUGACGUAAGUGGGCACAAUAAGUCACAGAAUUAUUGUGUUGUGCAAACAAUAACCACAUAUUUCAGUUGCUUUCUUUUUCAGUUGAUUUAUUUUUAAAGUUAGACCAUAAUGUGAUGUUAAUCUGGACUUCAUUCAUUCAUGCUCUAGGUACACCCAGAUGUACUUUUAUCACUCCAUUUUCCUGGGAAGAUGCACCUCCAUCAGUCCUGAAAACUACUUCCCAGGUGAGUAAGCACUGCAGUGCAUAUUUCAUGACCCCUUCCUAAAACAGUUGGAGAAAUCUGUCCAUAUGAGGAGGAAGGAGACAACAACACUGGCUUAGUUUUGUCUGUAUCACACAACUGUAACAAUACAGAUAAUUCCUCAAACACAAGAGAGUCAAAUCCAUCUCCUCUUUUAUGUCUUGGCAAAUGUUAAAACUUCAUACUUGGAUUUAGAAGAGCAGACACAUUUCCUCCACAAGAUUUAAUCCAUGAAACAAAAUGAAAAUAAGGCCCUAAAACAUAUUUUCUCAAUCAGCCUGUGACUGUCUGAGGCAGUGCUGUGUAAAAACAAAGUGUUCUGCCAGGAUACAGCUCGUUUUGGUUGUGUCAUCAGAGAAGUGUGUGUGUAUUUCUGCCGUUUUCCCUCUUCUCAUUGGUUUGGUGUGGGUGGGAUGCAGUUGGAAAGAAGUGGUAGCACAUGUACUGAUGCAAAAAGCACGCAACAAGAGCAACAUUUGGUUGAAAUCUAACCAGAUCAGAAAGCUUGUUUUUUUUUUUUUUGGUUUGGAGGAUUUUAAGAGGUGUAAGAUUGUUCAGUUUGGUUUUGGAUAUUAAAGCUUUUAAAAAACAUAAUUAAGACCAUCAAUACUGGUCAACACAUUUCCUAUCUCAUACUGACUUGCAGAGCAUGAACGCAGUUGCAGACAGCAGUUGUCUUUUGUGUGUGAGAGACACAACAUCACAUCAGUGGAGAGAAACCCUCUGGAGCCUCAGCUUGAAGGUCUGCCCUGUGGAGCCAACUCCCUGUCCUUUAGAAACAAGGUCUGUACAUUCAACACAUGUAACACUGUGUAUACAUUUAGACAAUGCAUGAUACUUAUAUAAUAAUAUAUAGGGCUAUCACGUAUAACAGCUGAUCCAAAUCAUGAUGUUUUUAUAAUAAUCUUUAUGUAAAAGAUCCACAUUACAAGACAAGACAAGAGCGUUGAAAUGUGUAAGGUUGUUGUAUGAAUCUGAUAGUCCAUAUAAAGUUCAACAUAAAACCUGGACACUGUAUGACACAUUUCAGAUCCAAUAGAAUCAGGAAAGGCUUUCAAACAGACAGAAGCUACUUAAGCAAGAACUCUAAAUCCAAGUAGAAAAACACAAAAGGGACUACCGUAAAGACAUAUUUUUAUAGAAAAACAACAAAGAAACUCUUCAUUUCCAUCUACAAAUCGUUAGUUUCUCCCAUGUUACGCACCUGUCAGAAUCAGAAUCAGAAAUACAUUAAUAAUUGACAUUGUCCAGUAUAGAGUGGAGCUUGGACAGGGAGCGGGUGUGCAACAUAAAGUUUUCAACAAGAUUCUGUACCUUCCCAGACUCCACAACAGGAGUGAGAUUUGAAUAAAACCUCAACAGCGAUUUAUUUGCAAGAUAUGAACAUUUUACACUAAUAAGAUAGAGCGAAGAAAAUACCUCAGAGUGAGCAAAGGAACAAAAAAAAACAAGCGACCUCUUCUGGAAACACUAACGUACCUUACAUUACAGAAAUCAACAAAAUGGCAUAAACUAAAUUUAGCUCCCUCAAAGGCAGAGACACACAGUUAAAGUGUGCAAUACAGCCAGGGCCAUAUAAAUAAAGACAGUUUGUAUGUGGACAAAAGUCAUGACAUGUUUUGAGCUUACACUGUUGAAUUAAAGUGCUGUGGCGUGGCUGUAAAGUGAUUGUUAUUUCUUUGCAUGAAAUCUUUUCGAUGUAAAACUAUCCACACAAAGUCACCUUGUGCUGGCUGCUAAUGCUAACCAUUGUGAGGUUGAUAAGAUACUCAUUCAAAAAUCUAAAGCUUGAAAUUGACCCGUUGCACGUCUCUGUCUGUCAACUCCCAUUAUCUCACUAUCAAAACAAAGACCAAACAGCAGCUUCAGUCAUAAAUACGGGUCGAAUAAAAUGUGAUCCAGCAACAUUGUUUCACUGUUUUUCCCGCUAGUGUUACACUCUGAUGAGGAGCCAGAAGCCUGUUGCUUUCAAUUAUGGAAAUGAUGAGUGCCGGUCUGUGAGGGGAACACUGGUCUCGAUAUCAGAUCAGGUAGAGCAAGGUGAGAACAACUAGUUUUUUUUUUUGUUCGUGUUUGUUUCUAAAGUUCCUUGAAUGAUGGUUUCCUGAGAUGAAUUCCUCAGACUCAGAUGCUCUUUUGCACACAAAUAAGGAUUUUGGCCUAUAUGUGUGUUUUAGACUUUAUCACCACACUUUUGCCGGAGAUGAGGAACAUGGACAGGAUCUGGAUUGGUCUGAAGAUCAAACGUGAUGACCCUGAAUGGGUGGACCAGACCUCAGUUGACUUCCUGAAUUUCAACCCCUUGCUCCUGGGCAUGCACAGGGCUAUUAAAGUCAAUGUAAGUGGGUGAAGUCGUCAUUUAAUGCAAACUACAUUUAUAAUCUAUCUAAGGUCUUUUUUGAACAGGCAGAACCAUGUUUGGAUUUAGGAGUUAAUUCUUGAUCUUUUACCCCUUUUUUGCAGACAUGGGAUCCUGCCAGCAUGGAUCUGUGUGUAUUUAUGAUCAAUAACCCCAACUCGGCCAUGCUGGGUACAUGGGACUAUUCUUCCUGUGCACAGUUUCAACAUGUGGGCAUUUGUCAGCACUAUGCAGGUACCCUAAUACUAAUACUUUUAACCCUUCAUCCUUACCCUGAAUCAGCGGUCUCAGGAGCCACACGCUCAACCAAAACGCCACUCUAUAGCCACAAAUAAUGCUCAGAACAGCACCUAACUUCAUCAACAGUACAUAUAGGGUCCCAGCCGUAUUACUAGCCAUCAAACAUCUUUUUAACUUUGCCUGAUUUCUUUUGCAAAGAGACUAAACACAACUCACCCACUCUCCUCCAGCAGCCGCUUGUUUGUGGGGGAGCCCCGGCCGUUGUGAGCAUUAUUUGUGGUUAUAGAGUGGCGUUUUGGUUGAGGUUUGUUUAUGGCUCCUGAGACCGCUGUGUAUUACUAUCGUGCGGUCGUUACUAAAGUUGGUAUAACUAGAGAAGCAAGAGUCGGCAACAUUCAUCUCUCGAGGGGGUGUCUAACUUGGUGUUACAGUGUGUUUGGCCCUAACUUAAUUUUACGCCAGAAUAUCCCUUUAAUUCUUACCCAAGUUCCCAGAUAAAUAACUAAAAGCCUGUUUCACAAUUUACCUUCGCUCAGUUUCCUUCAAAACUCCAUUUCAGACAAACUUGAGGCACCCAGCAUACCCACGGAGCCCUUCAGUGUCAAUAACCACACCAUUCUGCUGCUUGCUAAGAACCUCACCUGGUUCGAGGCGUUGGAGCAGUGCAGAGGUAACAAAAUGGACUUGGCAAGCGUGUCCGACACCUUCCUGCAAUCCACCCUGACAGUGCAUGUGAGCCGAGCCAAGACGCCCAUGUGGAUUGGCCUCUUCAGUGAAGAUGUAAGAGAGCCAAAAAAAAAGAGUUUUCGUUUUUUUGGAUUUGUUGAAAAGAUCAUUUUAAAAGUAAUGACGUGUGUCUGUUGUGCUCAGGAUGGUAUCCAUUAUCGCUGGACAGACCACAGUCAUACUGUGUUCAGCCGCUGGUCCUCUGAUGUCACCAGCGGAUCCUGCGUCUACCUGGACACCGAUGGCUUCUGGAAAGCAACAGAGUGUGAGGAAGAGCUGGGGGGCGCUAUCUGCCACAAACCACAUGGUGAGGAAUCAAGUAUACAGAAAUAGCUGUUCUGCUUCCCUCUGCUGGUAAAACUUUUUGAAAAACACACCAACAUAGCAUUAAGUUAAAAAAUAAUGAAUGCUUUCAGAGACAAAUGUCAAAUAUCAAUUUCCUCUCGUACUAAAAGAUUUAAGUAUCAUGUCCUUUUACAGUAUGCUGGCAUUAUAAAAACUAUUUAGUGAAAAUAUAAACCUGUGUGUUACAGAAGAGAUCAUCACCACACCAGAGGACGUAGCAGUCAAGUGCCCUCAUAAGAUCAACGGACCAAACUGGAUCCCCUACAAGAACCACUGCUACUCCUUCCAGCUUGUUGCCUCCAGAUGGGAGGAGUUCGACCAAGGAAGGAUUCAAGACACCUGCAAAAAACUCUGUAAGGGUUUCCCAGCAUAAGGAGCAUGUUCAUUUCUGUGGAGGAAUUUGAAUUUAGACAUGAAAAAAGAGAACAUAUCAAGCAGGUGGACCGAGAAAGUAAUAUCAACUAACAAACGUUUAGUAACAUUUCCAUUUAAUUACUUUAAAUUAUAUUUUCCAGCCUGCUUCCUUAUUCAUACAGUAAAAUAUUUGACAAAUAUUGACUGGUGUUGUUAAAGGUGUUGCCUUUAUACUUUAGAUGCGGAUGCAGACAUCCUAACCAUCCGAAACGCUGAGGAGAAUGAGUUCAUUCAGCAACAGCUGGUUCCAUUUCAGAACCUGGUCCAGUUUGUGUGGCUGGGGCUGUUCAAAGAUGAAAACGGUUUGUUUGAGUUCUCUUUAAAUCUCUUUUAUGUUUAUGUUUUAUUUAUUUGACAUGGACAUUACAUAGUACAUUGGACGAACCAGAUGCAUUGCUUGAGUGUGUUCCUUUGAGUAGUCUUUACUCCCCAGAACCCUCCGUAUAUUAUAUAUGAUGCUGAUCUGAUAUGUAAGAGUAACCAGUGUUUUUGUUCUGCUGAAGAUAACCAAAUGAAGUGGUAUGAUGGCACCAAUGUCCAAUACUCCAACUGGGCAAAAGGCCGACCAGAUGUCCGUGAACAAUUCUUGGCUGGACUCACCAUCAACGGCAACUGGAUUCUCAUCACAAACCGAAUCUUAUUCCCAGAGUUCAAGCAGCGAAGCAUUGUGGCCUGCAAACUGGACAAUGGUUGGUGCUUCAUAUUUAACAUUUAUUCACAGUUUUUUUUUACCCCCACUUCUUUUUUGAACAUUUACUGAAGAUAUUUGAAGUUUAAAAGACCUCUGACUGGUUUAAUCCUCCCCUCCCAAGAAUCAAAACAGGAGUACAACCAGUCAUCCAGGGAUUACCAGUGUUAUGGAAACUUAUCCUAUGAGGUUUUGACCAAAAAGCUGAGUUGGUACCAGGCUGUGGAAGAGUGUGGUCAGAGAGGAGGCCACCUGGCGAGUGUCCAUGACGUCCAGCACAACGCACACAUAAGGCUCAUUUCCAAGACUGAUGGCUUCCCGCUCUGGAUUGGACUAUCAAACCAAGAUGUAAGAAUUUAAAUUGUCCAAAACAUGAGUAAAAUAUCAAAUCUAGAUAUAACUGAGCCCUAAAGUACAUGCUAGGAAGAGUUCUUUCAUACAAUUCAACUUUAACCAGACAGUCUCUGUUUCUGUCUCCAUGUAGGUUAGUGGUUCUGCUUAUGAGUGGUCCGAUGGAACCGUGUUUGACUACAAAGCCACCAUCUCUGAGUCGCAGAAGAGCUCCAGCUCCGGGAAACAGGAGACCAGCUGUGUCUAUGUAACACCUGCUGGGGACUGGAUGAAGACCAGCUGUAACACACUGAUGGAAGGAGCCAUCUGCUACACCACCAACAUUACCACCCCUUCUCAGAGUGAGACACCAGAGUGUUAAAAAUAUAAAACCACACUGUUCCCCUUAGAUUGUCUAGUCAGGGGGAUUAAGGAUUGUUUAGUCCAGGUUAAUCAGAGAAGAAAAUUAGCACCUACGCUCCAUUUUGUGAAACUUGUGCCAUUUUGUAAGAAAAAUGCAUCUGAUCGAGGUCAUGAUUUUGUUUUGUUUUUGAUUCAGGAGCCAGACUGCAGGCUGCCCCAGAGGCCAAUCAUUGCCCUCAGAGCAGUGGGAGGUCCAUGUGGGUGCAGCAUGGGGAUCACUGCUAUGCCUUCAACAGCAGCUUCUACAACUACACGGUUUUCAGCAUACAGCAGGCCAGGAGCAUCUGUCAGAAGAUGGGUGGGCUGGUGUUUCCACUGUUGAGGAUUUGUGUCCAUGUCUAUCUGAUGCAGCUGUGGUAUAAUGUAGUAUUGUUUUUUUUUUUUUUUAGAUUCUCAGCUGCUGACCAUAAAAUCCACAGAGGAGAAUGACUUUGUUUCAAACUACAUGUCUGGUGAUCCCUUCAUCACCAGCAGAGCUUGGCUUGACAUGGACUUUGAUUCUCAAGGUAAACCUGAUCUUUGAAAAAUAAGCUGAACAAUUUACUAGAAAAGUUUAAUCCUAGAUCCCUGCAUGCACAUGAGCUGCUGGUUGACCCUUUUUUUAAACCUGUUUGCUGCAAAAAAGAGGAAACUAAAAUCUUUGUUCAACAUUUGGAAAACACUACUUCAAAUGAUGGUGCUUUCCCUCUUGCUCUUGCUUUUUUCCCCCUAGGUAAGCCUUCAUCUUGGCAGGACGGCUCCACUCUGUCCUUCUCUAACUGGAAGUCUAAGGAGUAUUUUACCGAGAAAAAGCCUGGGCAGCCCUGCGCCGUCAUGACUGCCGGGGAUGAAAAAGGAAUCUGGAAUCUCGUCAACUGCGAGGCUGGCAACAGUCGAGUCAUCUGCAAAACUAAAGCAAGUGAGUAACCCCAACCACUUGUACCUUUACAGUAGGACAUUACACACAUUACCUUGUUUAAAGUCACGCACAUGGCUGAACUCCCCUCAUCAAGGUGGAGGGAUUGAGAUUAAGCUGCAAGCUUUGGGACAAACUCCCCUCAUUCCAGGAGAACAGGCGUUUUAUGUAAUCAUGGUUAUGUGUCACACAAAUAAAAAGCUGGUUGAUAAAAAUAAUAAUAGCUCACAAAAAUCCCUCCACAAUAUGAGAAGAACUGCUCAUGAUCUUUGGAUGCAGUUUUUCUGAACAUUUAAUUAUUUGUGGUCUGAUGUUUAUGAUCUCCUUUUUUUAGAAGCAGCCACCUUGUAAUUUAAAACACUUCCAAUCAAGCAAAAACAAGCCAAGGUUUUUUUUGUAUGAUUGUAUUUUUGUUUCUUAAUAAAAACAGUUUAUUUCUGUAUUAACAGCAUUGCAUUUAGUCUAUGAGCCAGUGUCUGUGCAGACCAUAGACUAUAUAGAAUGGACGCCAUCUGCCUCCUUGCUGGGUGAAGCCACUCCGAGAACAGCACCCCCUAUUGAUGGGCUGCAGUAUAGGUCAUAAAUCCCGCCUCCUCCAGCAAAGCUUAUAGGGCUGUGGACAAACUUUAGAAAUUUAUUACACAGAACAUAAAUUUUUCUCCCCCCUGCUUGCGAUGUUGACAUGUAGUUACAGUAAGACUGGUUUGUGCUCAAGUGUCCAUUUUUAAGAGUUAUUAGGGGGUUCAUGUUUUCUUUGAUUGACACCUGAUACAGCCUAUGGGCGUUCAGGGAUUGCAUAGCUCACCCGGGGGAUACGCUGUUUGAGCCGAGCGUCAUCACAGCGACUCUCAGCGACUCUCCCGCUGAAUGCGCACAACGCUACUGCGGGUUUCAGGAAAUGAAGAAAAAUCGCAAAUUUACAGACAGCUUUUUGGCUUCGAAUCCGUACACGGGCGGGAGGUGGAACCAAGUUGUCCAUAGUAUAUACAGUCUAUGGUGCAGACUUGCUGUAAGAGGGUCCAAAAUCUUGCUCUCACUUCACAUUCAGGUUUUGAAAUGUGGCGGACUCCCCACGUUAGCACCUAAACAGAGUGGGGGCAUAUAGGGUGCAGAUUUAGGGGACAGUUUUGUAAAGGCCCCUGAUCUUUCGGUUAAGCUAACUGGCUAACUCACUUGAUGUGCCCACAGUGAUGACUCUGUGUAUGUCUUACUUCUCAGAAAUUGUGUUUUGGAAUCACCAAAUUCUCCUCAGAGUGUCUGAACUUCGUGUCAGAUCAGCUGACUGUCUUUACUUCACUUUCUCUCCUCAGAGUCUUCAGGCUCCCCGGUGGCUCUCGGUCUCUUCAUCGUGGUCCUCCUCGCUCUCCUUUUAACGAUCGGCUUUGUCAUCUAUAAGAAGAAAAGAUCUUACUUCUCUUCUACUGUCCGCUACAAGAGGACUUUCGAUGAAUUUGACACCAACAGUAUUAUCACAGAAACUGACUGAGCUUGCGUACUUCAUCAGCCUCAGGGAGUCUUGAUGUGCCUGCCUCCUGUGCAUUUUAGUACUUUUUUUUUUUCUCAGCAAGAGAUGAUGCAGCUUUCCCCCCUUUUUUUAAAUUAUUUAUUUCUCCAGCUCAAGCCUGCGAUCUUUCUUUAAUUAUUCGUGAAACUGUAAAUAUUGUUUGAGAAUUGCAAACAUCUGCCAACCCAGCAUCUUAAUAUUUUAGUUUGUUAAUAAUAGCCCUGUGUUCUAAUGUAAAUAUGCAGGCUGAAGCUUUCUCUUGAAUGCUGAUCAUUUAUAGGAGUGGGGUUUUAGAUUUCUGUUUGUUUUGUUUUGCUUGUUUUCUUGAAUUUGUAUUAAGUUUUUGAAAUGCGUAAUAGAAAAAUGCAACCUGACAAACAUUCCCCUUUAGCCCUACGACUGGGAUUCAAUUGCACUGAUUUAUGAGUGACUCCAGACUACCAGAAAAAAAGGGGUGAACAAAAGUUGUAUUUAUUAUUUGUAAUUCAAACUGUUCCAGAUGUGUUUUCAAACUUAAGAAAAUAUUAUUUUCAGUUCAAACUAAUGAGCACACUAAGACUUUUUAAAGGCGAGUUUGCCUAAAAAACAGUAAACUUCUUGAUUUUUAUUUUUCCACAUUGCCUGGAAUAACACUCACAUAGUGCCUGAGUUUCUCUGUGAAUUCUUUGAUGACUGUUUUCUACCAAAGUAAGUCCUUAAAAUAUCCACAAGCCAAAGGCGGAAACUUCAGACUGUGGAUCUUGUUCAAAAGUUUGUUCAUGUUCUGAAAAAUAGUCUUUUACACCGAGGGUAAGAAGUCAUACCAUAGCAUUGAGCUUCCUUUUUCCAGCUAUUUAACCAUAAACACAAUAAAAAACAUUAGAUCCAUCUGCAUUGCAAAGUAGAAUAAAUCUGUAUUUGGAGUUGAACUGUUUCAAAAAGUCAUUAAUGUGCCUUUUAAUCCAUUUAUUUGGAACAAAUAGGAGUUGCAGUCACUGGAUUGGGUCAUCUUAAACAUAAUUGCUGAUUAUGGUGACUUUUUAAUACUAUGCGACGUGUUUUCAUUUUCUCCAUUUAGAUGGCAAAGAUAAAUCUGAUCAUGUCCUGCUGAUUAGUCUUAAAAGUGCUGGCCUUUGUCUUACCCUGAAAAUGAAUUAGACACUGUUUGCUCGUUGUGUGUCUGUGUUUGUAAAUCAGACUUUCCUAUGCACUUAACUACUGAGCAAGAACGCACUUUAAUAGGUCGUAUUAUGUUGAAGCUCGAUGAUGUUUAUAGAGGUUUAAAGACGUUCAAAUUGCACUGGCCUUUGCUGUGAAUGCUUUGUAAAUAGGAGCUGUUUGAUUUCUAAGUAAGAAUGAACCAAAGAUGCUCUGACGGAUCGUUUGAAUGUCAAAAGCCUGAGUUUUUCUUUCUCUGUGUGGAACUGCCUGAACAUGGCUGGUCAGCCCAUUCAUAUCAAGGUGUGAACCAAAUGUUGAUGGGUUGUUUUUAAGUUUGUUUUUGUUUUGAAAUCCUCACCACUCUUCUUCAGAUCUGUCAGCUCAAAUCAGGUACAGAAGCCUUUCAAUAAAACUUCCUGUCUUCAAAGACUUGUCAU